AUGAAGCUGGCAUUAGCGAUAUUACUGUGUGUGGGCGCGGCCGUAAGAGUGGGAGCGCAGGAUGGCUCCUAUAUGCUGGAUUCAAGAGGCGUGGAGGUGGAGCAGGGACUCCAGCCUUCCCCAGAACUCUUCCAGAACCACCAGGCCUUCUCCCAAGCCUUCAAAGAACGCUCUGAAGAGAUGGCCCUGCAAUACAGUCUUGGCCAAGUCGAAUACAAUGAUCCAAACCCGGAGUACGCUUGGGCUUACGAGGUCGACGCCAAAUCCACCGGGGACAUGAAGUCUGCCCGAGAGGAACGUCGAGGUGACGUGGUGGUGGGUCAGUACUCGGUCAUGGACCCCGACGGGUCUCUGCGUGUGGUCGACUACUCGGUGGCUCCCGGCACAGGCUUCCAGGCCACCGUCCGCAAGGAGUACACGGGCGAGGCUUUCCAGGGACAGGAGCAGAGACUGCAGGCUCAGGCCAAGCAGUACAGUGCUAUCCAACAGGGAACCAACUACCAACAGAACCGCAACCAGUACCAGCAGAACCGUGGCCAGUACUCCCAGAACUACAAUGAGUACCAACAUAAUCGCAACCAGUACCAGCAGAACCGUGGCCAGUAUUCACAGAACUACAAUGAGUACCAACAGAAUCGCAACCAGUACCAGCAGAACCGUGGCCAGUACUCCCAGAACCGCAACCAAGACCAACAGAACCGUGGCCAGUACUCCCAAAAUUAUAAUCAAAACCAACAGAACCGUAACCAGUACCAAUACUCACAAAAUCGCAACCAGAAUCUGGAAAACAGGAGACAAUAUUCUCAGAACCGCAAUCAGUAUCAACAAAACGGCAAUCAGUACUCCCAGUACAGCAACGAUUACCAACAGAACCGCUAUCAGAACCAGCAGAACAACGAAUAUCAGCUAAACCCUAUUCAGUAUUCUCGGAACCUCAACGAGUACCAACAGGACCGCAAGAAUAGUUAUCAAUUUUCACAGAACCUUCCAGCAGAACCUCAACCAGUAUCAACAGAACCGCAACCAAUUCCAGCAGAACCGCAACCAAACCGCAACCAGUACCAACAGAACUAUGACCAAAGCCUUUCCAGCCGCAACGACGUCAGGUACAACUUCCAGCGUUAUGGAACCAACCGUUUCACUCAGAACCUGAACCGUCCUUCGCCCAGCCUCUACAGCCAGAACCAAAACUACCUUCUGACCCGCUAUGGAUCCGCUUCUCAGAACCAAUACAGCAACCAGUACAACAACCGCGUCUACAACCAGUACAGCGCCCAAGUGAACAGGAACCAGCAGAACCAAGGUUACUCUCCCGUCAGCGUGGUUCUCGCUUCCUCAAGGAACUAA
Molecule: messenger RNA, 1347 nt
Organism: Penaeus indicus
Lineage: Eukaryota; Metazoa; Arthropoda; Malacostraca; Decapoda; Penaeidae
Product: GATA zinc finger domain-containing protein 14-like
Exons: 5
Coding region: 1-1347 (448 amino acids)
Cellular component (GO): extracellular matrix
Source: RefSeq, a predicted model, not a curated record